AGACAUGCGCACUGGGAUGUGACGUUAGCAAAGCAUUGUGGGAAGAUGGAUUUUCGCGCGUCCGGUUUCUUCCUCUAGGACUCAAGGCCACGCAGUGCGCUCGUCUAUUCUUUAGUAAUUUCAGGGUAAAGUGAGUAUUCAAAAUUACUUUUGAAAGGCAGCAUAUUAGCAAAGCGAACCAUGUCGAACUUUUGCGCAGCACCGAAUUGCACCACAAGAAGCAAUGAGUCAGCAUCGCCAUUAUUCAGGUUUCCAAGCGACACUGAAAGAUGCAAGCAGUGGGUGGACAACUGCCAUUGCAAGGAUCUUGAAGAUAAAACACCUGACCAGCUAAACAGACACUACAGACUUUGUGUUAACCACUUUGAACCAUCCAUGAUUUGUAAAGCAAGUCCUUACAGGACAAAGCUGAAGGAUAAUGCCACACCAACCAUCUUUGACUUAACAAGCCACCCCAAUAAUCCACAAUGUAGGCAACGCAAGAGGAUUAAAGAGCUGAGUAAAGCUGAAGCAGGACGAAUGAAAGAGAGGAAAAAGGACUCGGCGGACCAGUCAAAAACUAACACAAAUUAUGAGGAAGGUCAAGAUGACCCUGAGACAAACGACACCACCCAGCUGACCUCUAAGGAGAAGGAGCAUAGAGAAUACCUCAAAUCACUCUUUGAAGUUAUUGUAGUAUUGGGCAAACAAAACAUACCUCUGAAUAGACAUACCAAGGAGGUGCAGGAGGACAAGUGCCUUGCUCCGAGCAACUUCAAGGCAUUGUUGGAGUACCGAAUGAAUGCUGGUGGUGACGACGCUCUUAGGAAAAGGUUUGAGAUGAGUGCUAUGAACGCAGAGUGCUGCACCUUCACCCAGCAGAUGCAGAUGAUGGAGGUCUGUGAGAGUUGCAUCCGUGAGGAGCUCUUACGGGAAGUCCGAGAGGUUCGCUUCUUCUCAUUAGUCACUGAUGAUGUGGUUGAAAUCUCUGGCGAGAGCCACCUCCCCAUGUUCUUGCGUUUUUUGGACCAGGCCAACUGCUUGCGGGAGGAUUUUGUGGGAUUCCUUCCAUUUGAGGGAGAAGAUGAGACCCUGAUAGAGAGGCUGCUGACUGAGGUGACAAAGAAGUGGGGUUUAAAUAUGGACUACUGUAGAGGGCAGGCCCACUUCAGCUCCGGUGUGCAUUCUAGCAAAAUAAAAGCCAUUGCAACCAAACUCACAGAGAUGUACCCCACAGCAGUGUACACACCAAGAUCCACCUGUGCCUUAAAUGCCUCACUGGCAAGUGGAGUGGUUUUGACAGGCGUUCAGAUUGUCAUGUCUACUUUCAAGAAGAUCGAGUCUUUUUUCAAUGAAGCUUCUUCACUGCAAUUGGAGUUGGAGAAUGCCAUCUCCAUUUUCUACCAGGGUAAUGAAGAGAAGGCCAAUGAUCUGAAAGAGGCCUGCCGUACCAACUGGACAGUGAGACAUGAUGCAUUUGAGGUAGCAGUCGAUGUCCUGGAAUCUCUUCUGCUCUGCAUGGAUAGUGUUCACGACAAUGAAGAUCUGAGGUGGAGUGACCAAGUCACAAAUGAUGCCUUGGAGAUAUCAGAGGCUCUGGCUGAUUUUGAGUUUGUUGCAACAUUGGUUGUGCUGAAAAACACCCUGUCAUUCACAAGAGCCUUUGGCAAGAACUUGCAAGGGCCAACGAUGGAUGUCUACUUUGCUGCCAACAGCUUGACCGCUGUGUUGCACUCGCUGAACGAGGUCUCUGACAACAUUGAUGUAUACCAUGAGUUCUGGUUUGAAGAGGCUGUUAACUUAGCCGCUGCACUGGAAAUCCCGGUCAAGGUUCCCAGGCUCUACUUGAGAAAGCACCACGCAGAAUCUGGAACAGAGAUCCAGCCUGAGAGCUACUUUAAAGAACACUUGACCGCCCCGGUGGUGAGCCACGUCAUCAAUGAACUGAACGACCUCUUCUCUGAAAACCACCUCAACGCCCUGAGAUGUCUGACGCUCGUCCCUGCUGUCAUGGGGCAGUUGAAGUUCAACACUUCUGAGGAGAACAACGUGGAGAUGUACAGGAAUGACCUUCCCAAUGCAGACACUCUCCCCACUGAGCUGCACUGCUGGAGGGUGAAGUGGAAGCACAGGGGCAAGGUGACCCUGCCCUCCACCGUCCAUGAGACGCUGCAGCUGGCUGAAGUGAAGUUCUUCCCCAACGUGCUUGCCUUCUUGAGGGUGCUCUGCAACCUGCCAGUCCUGAGCCUUGAUGUUGAUGGCGAUGCUUCUCGUAAACGCUUUCAGAUGUACCUGGAGAACACACCUGACAAACACAGGUCCAAGAGUCUGGCGUUUCUGAACAUACAUUAUAAUGCCAGACAUGACCUGGAUAUCAUGGUUGAUAGUUACAUUAAGAUGUACCCUGAAAAUGAAAGUCAUGAGCAAGUAUGCCAGCUUGUUGACUAAAUUACUUGUUCUUUUAUGUUAGUAGUAGUCUCUCCGUAGCAUUUGUGACCUGAGCUUACCUAUCACCUAUUGGAUGUUUGAUAUGUUUAAACCACUUAUUAAGGCUGUAUAUGUUUACCAAUGCAAAUAUCUACAUUUUUUGUUGUUGGGGAAAAUCAAUCAUUAGUUUUAAACUGCAAAAAGUAUGUGGACACCUGCUUGUCGAACAUCGCAUUCCAAAAUCAUGGGCAUUAAUAUGGAUGGUGAAGCGUAAUUCAUCACGCCAGAGAACGUGCUUCCACUGCUCCGGAGUCCAAUGACGCUGAGUUUUACCUCUCCAGCCGACGCUUAGCAUUGCGCAUGGUGAUCUUAGGCUUGUGUGCGGCUGCUCGGCCAUGGAAACUCAUUUCAUUAAGCUCAUUAUGGACAGUUAUUGUGCUGAACAUUGCUUCCUGAGGCAGUUUGGAACUCGGUAGUGAGUGUUGCAACUGAGAACAGAUGAUUUUUACACACUUCAGCACUCUGUGGUUCCGUUCUGUGAGCUUGUGUGGCCUACCACUUUGCGGCUGAGCUGUUGUUGCUCCCAGACGUUUCCACUUCACAAUAACAGCACUUACAGUUGACCGAGGCAGCUCUAGCAGGGCAGAAAUUUGAUGAGCUGACUUGUUGAAGGUGGCGUCCUAUGACUUUGCCAUAUUGAAAGUCACUGAGCUCUUCAGUAAGGCAAUUCUACUGCCAAUGUUUGUCUAUUGAGGUUGUGUGGCAGUGUGCUCGGAUUUUAUACACCUGUCAGCAACGGGUGUUGCAUAAAUGGCCAAAUCCACUAAUUUGAAGGGGUGUCCACAUACUUCUGUGUACAGCACCUUCAGAAAGUAUUCACCCUUAGACUUGUUCCACAUUUUGAAUAAAAAAAAUGGGUGAAAAAUAUACAUUUAUUCCUUCUACAAUACCCCAUAGUGUAAAUAUGUUUUUAGAAGUGUUAGCACAUUUAAAAAUGAAAUGCAUUAAUAUCUCAUUUGUAUAAGUAUUCACACUAGUGGUGCACAAUGUAUCGGUGAACAUAUUGGAAUCGGCUGAUAUUAGCUAAAAAAGUCAAAGCUGAUGUGCAUACCUAUAUAACGUAGGUACAUGAUGCCACGUAAAAACUUUGUGCUAUACGUGCAACACAGCAUUCCUAAACUAGCUCACAACGUCUGCUGUGGAUCGAGCAAUCAUUUGAAAGAGUAAAAAAAAUAUCAGCGAGACAACUCAAAGGCGAAAUCCAUUAAAGCCAAGAUAAUGGAAUUCAUUGCCCUUGACAAUCAAUCGUUCUCUGUCGUGGGUGAUAUUGGCUUUCGCGACUGGUCGAGCGCUACCAAGUGCACUAUUUUUCAGAUGUUUCCCUACCAGAGUUGCACAGUAAUGGCGUCACUGCUAUUAGCUUCAUGACAUGCAUACUAUGGAACGCCGUAUGGUUCUGCGUGUCAAAAAAUAUACAGUAGCACUGUCAAAGCUGUACAAAAAAAAUCUGCAUACACAGGCCACGAACGAUGUGUUUACAUUACCGCUUUGGUAAUAAAGCAUAAUUUCUUUGACCGCAAUUACAACCAGCCUGAAAACAAUGACCAGUAGAACCUGCAGUCAUUUAUAUUAUUCUUAGCAAUGAUUUAGGAAUCCUUGUAAGUAUUAACUAGGUUGCCACUUUUUGUUCGGCUAUUGAAAUUGAACUUCUGUUCAUGAAAAUAAAUAGCUAGUCGGCAACAUAACCCUGUUGCCCAAAGCUAACGUAAUAAGCAGCCAGCUAGCUUCAUCUGGCUAGUGAGGCUCGACCGCAACGGGUUAUGUGUUGUGAAGCUAGCCACAAUAAGGAUUGGGAACAAUAGUGGAAUUUUUGGUUUGCCUUCAAAAUAAGUGUCAUUGAUAGUAAUACAAAUUUAAUUAUGCCAUUUUUAUUUUGAAGGCUAACCGCAAAGUCCACUAUUGUGACCAGCUUCACAUAGAUGCGUCUGACCACCAUGAAUCAAAAACUGUCUUAUAAUUAGGGUUAUUUUCAAUUACACCUACUACUAUACAGUUAGCUAGCUAACAAUAGCUACUGAAACGGAUGUUGUGUUAUUUGACAUAUUUUUUGACAUGCAAAGACCGAAAUGGCAUUCCAUAGAAAUCCUGGUUGAGAAUGGAACGACUGAACAACGAAACAGCACAGCAAGUAAGUGAAGUAAAUAGGUUUUGGUUAUGUUUUACUGGUAAUUGCCUCACACCCCUGAGUCAAUACUUUUUAGAAGCACCUUUUGGCAGCUAUUACAGCUGUGCCACUCUGGGUAAGUCUCUAAAGCCUUGUUCACACUGCAGGCCGUAAUGCUCAAAUCAGUUUUGUUCUUCAAAUCCGUUUUGGACUACAGUUACAACUGACCAAAUCUGAGUUAUUUGUGUGUGUUCAGACAGCAGUCAUUUGCUGACACUGCUAUGCUAGUUGUCAUAAUACCAUGGGUGUGUGCGGUGGUGUAGGCUGAUUGGUGUUCCCUAUCACAACAGUGCCUGCCAUGGUCAUUUCCCAAUAGCCUUGAAUGUUCAAAAUCAUAGAAAAGUGAUCUUAAAUUUAAAGUCUCAAAGAAUAGGAUGAUUCAACUUUAAAAAUGAAUCCUAGCUAGGUAGGUGUUUUGGUUUCUAGCUCAUUCAAUACUGUUGUUUGUAAACAAUUAACAAGCUAGUUGGCAACCACAUGUCCUUAUCAAACUGUCAACAGAGUAGCUAGCAAGAAGGUAUGCCGAAUAACAGUCAACCGCUUAAGGGCAAAUCAGGUUUGUAUCUGACCUUCAUAGGUGGUUUGAAAUGUAGCUUGAAAUAUCAGAUUCCAUGUGCUUUUUGGCUGUUCAGACUGCAGGACAAAUAACAGACUUGGAUAUGCAAAUAAAAUAGAAUUUCAGUCACUUCAACUGCCAAUGUGAACAUGACUUGAGCUUUCCACACCUGGACUGUGCAACAUUUCCCCAUUUGAUUCUUUGGCAACAUCUUCAAACACCUUCAAAUUGGUUGUUGAUCAUUGCUAGACAACCAACUGUAACUCUCUUCUUGGUAAGCAACUCCAGUGUAGAUUUAUUUAACUAGGCAAGUCCGUAAUGAACAAAUUCUUAUUACAAUGACGGCCAAACCCGGGUGACGCUGGGCGAAUUGUGCGCUGCCCUAUGGGACUCCCAAUCACGGCCGGAUGUGAUAGUCUAGGUACUGAGAUGCAGUGCCUUAAACCGCUGCGCCACUUGGGAGCCUAUUGGUUAGAGCGUUGGACUAGUAACUGAAAGGUUGCAAGAUCGAAUCCCCGAGCUGACAAAGUUUUUUUUUUAAAUGGUCGUUCUGCCACUGAACAAGGCCGUCAUUGAAAAUAAGAAUUUGUUCUUAACUGACUUGCCUAGUUAAAUAAAGAUGUAAAUUCUGUUUUUGCUCUAGGAUUUUGCCUGUGCUCAGCUCCAUUCUGGUUCUUUAUCCUGAAACUUCCCAGUCCUUAACAAUUACAAGCAUACCCAUAACAUGAUGCAGCCAUCACUGCUUGAAAAUAUGGAAAGUGGUACUCAGUAUUUUUUUGUAUUGGAUUUGUCCCAAACAACUUUUUGUCCUGAAAAGUGUUUAUUGCUUUGCUGCAUUUCUUUUCAGAAUUACUUGUUGCAAGCAGGAUGCAUGUUUUGGAAUAUUUCUAUUCUGUACCAUCUAACUUUUCACUCGUCAAUUGGGUUAGUAUUGUGGAACUACAAUGUUGAUCCAUCUUCAAUUUUCUCCUAUCACAACCAAUAAACUAACUUUUUUACAGUCACCAUUGGCUUCAUGGUGAAAUCGCGGAGGGCUUCCCUUCCUCUACAGCAACUGAUUUAGGAAGGAUGCAGGUAUAUUUUGUUGUGACUGGGUGUAUUGAUACACCAUCCAGUGUAAUUAAUAACUUCACCAUGCUCAAAGGGAUAUUCAAUCUCUGCUUUAUUUUUAACCCAUCUACCAAUAUGUACCCUUCUUAUCGAGCCAUUGGGAAACCUCCCUGGUCUUUGGUUGAAUCUGUUUGAAAUUCACUCAUCGACUGAGGGACCUUUAACGUUAUCUAUGUGUGGGGAACUGAGACGAGUUAGUCAUUCAAAAAUCAUGUUGAACACUGUUACACACAGUCCAUGCAACUUAUGUGACAUGUUAAGCACAUUUUUACUCCUGAAUUGAUUUAGGCUUGCCAUUACAAAGGGUUUGAAUACUUACUGAGUCAAGACAUUUCAGCUUUCAUUUUGAAUUAAUAUGUCAAUCCAAGAAACAAUGUCAUACUCGUUUGAACCAGACAGUAGAUGGCCUUCACGUAGAGACCGAGGGUCGCUGUUUCGCUCGCUCGGAUGCUUUCUCCUGUGAGAUACAUUGUCUCUUGCAAAUUGAAGGAAAAUGAUUAAACACAGACAAAAUGUAGUGGUAUUUUUAAAACAUUUUUGGGAAGCCUGGUUUAUCUUGGUGUCCAUGAAUACAUGCCACUGAAUUUAUGUAUAGGUUAUUUAUGUUUAUGUGACUGGAAAUGUCAUAUGUAAACUUGUCUCGUUCCCAGUAGACACUAACACCUUUGGCCGACUUAUCAAAAUGCAUAGGGAAUAUGUAGUUUGGAGUGUUUACACAUCGCAAGACAUCAGAAUAGCAUGUUGAUGCUUGUCAGACAUAAACAAUUUUAAAAUGUAGACAUUUAUAAAUACAUCUGCAAGAUGUCUUGCCAAUUGGGAAACUCUCCAUACUACAUUUUAGGCUUAUGUUUAGAUGUACAGUUUCUGCAAUCUGGGUUGAAGUGCUCACUCUUGUAAAACCAAUUUGAAAGAAAUACAGUUGAUGUAAGUUGUAUUCAUUUUGUAAAAAUGAUCGUUUGAAAUGAAAAAAAUGUUUUUGAUUCAGUCUCAAUGACAAUUGCAAUUGUCAUUCAUUUGAUAAUUACACCAUUUUAUUUGGGUUACCUGUUUGGGUGAUAGCAUUAUCUCUGAAAUAAAUGGAAGGUUUUUCCUCAUUGACUUUGA
This is a messenger RNA of Oncorhynchus keta (chum salmon), 7400 nucleotides long. RefSeq names its product 52 kDa repressor of the inhibitor of the protein kinase-like. Lineage: Eukaryota; Metazoa; Chordata; Actinopteri; Salmoniformes; Salmonidae. The coding region runs from base 181 to 2427 and encodes 748 amino acids. The transcript is spliced from 5 exons. The record is from RefSeq and is a predicted model, not a curated record.